Gossypium raimondii (Peruvian cotton) is the source of this 960-nucleotide messenger RNA. RefSeq lists its product as uncharacterized. The record is from RefSeq and is a predicted model, not a curated record. Lineage: Eukaryota; Viridiplantae; Streptophyta; Magnoliopsida; Malvales; Malvaceae. The coding region runs from base 1 to 960 and encodes 319 amino acids. The transcript is spliced from 2 exons.
AUGGAUUCAUCUUCAUCUUCAAUGAACCACACAAUUUCCCUGGAAGAACUCAAGCUGUUCCACACCAUAGACCGAGCCAUCUUCUCCAGGCUUGUUUGGAACCUUCAACGCCAACCCUUCGAGUCAAUGCACGUCAUGGCUUUAUUCCUUUGGCUCGAAAACUACAGUUGUACCCCUGGUCUGCACCUUGUUUACAAUAUCCAUCCCUGGUCUGAUCCACUCAUCAAUGCAUUAGCCGAUGAAGCUGUCCAAUGCUUGAUUUGUUUAAACACCGACGAGUUCCCUUUCAGUCAUUUCCAUGACGAUAAAUGUACAAUCCCAUUGAUUCGAAAGUUAACCGGGAACGAAAUUUCUCUCCGUUUCUUUCACGAAAAUCGUGUCGAGAUUGUUCGUAGGAUCACUCAACUUGUUCGCGACAUUUGUUUAAGAGCCUUCGAUGAUAUAAUGAAAUUGAUUCAUGAUCCAUUGAUUAUGCCUGUUUAUAGUGAGAAGAAGAUGGGAAAUCAGCAAAAUUUGAAACCAAAUUUGGGUUUUCUCAUUGGAGCUCAAAGGAACAACGAAAUGGAGGAUCUCUGGAAAGGUAUACAUAAUAUUAACAUUAAAAGCUUGGAAGAGAAUAAUGGUAAGAAGAAAGAAAAUAAGCAAGUUGAAGCAGAUGAUAGAACUGUUUUCUUAACAUUCUCUAAAGGGUACUCUGUUUCUGAGGCUGAAGUGAGAGACUUCUUCACCAGGAAAUUUGGGAAAAUUUUUGAAGGAAUUGAAAUGCAAGAAGUGGUUGAAGGGGAGCAGCCAUUAUAUGCAAAGUUGGUAGUGAAGUAUGGUUCAGACAUUGAAAUGAUACUGAAUGGGAAGCAGAAAGCUAAGUUCUCAAUCAAUGGAAAGCAUGUUUGGGCUCGUAAGUAUGUGCGUAAGAACCAUAAGUCAUCGCCUUCAAAGGUGGAAUCCCAUCAUCUUCAAUGA